UAGAUUCAAAUGGCUUCUUGAAACUUUGAACCGUAGCCGGAACAACAAAUUCCAAUUUCAAAUCCAUGAAUGCGAAGACAAUUUUCUGAACCAAAUCAUCAAAUUUACUGCUGGGUUUCUUCUUCUCAUGGCUUCUGAUACUCCUCGAGCACGCAUUGAUCAAUUCUUUGCUUCAAAAAAGAAGAGGAAGUCCUUAUCACCGAGUCUGAAACCUGCAAGAGCCAAGAAAGAUGUUAAGACUACACAGGAAGGGUCUCCUUCCACUAAAGGUUCAUUGGAUGGGUAUUUAGUGACUUCUCAGGAUGAUAGUAAAUCUUCACACAUAGCUAGAGGCACACCGGUUAAGAGAAACCUGACGUUAGAGAUCGGUCCAUAUCUAAAAGAUGAAAAUAAAGAGAGUACUUUGUUGGACAAAGCACAAUCUACAACUUCUGAAACAAAAACUUCAAAGGAGAAGUCUGAUAUUCCCUCCGACUCACAUGUUGUUGAAAAUAAAGGCCAUGGAAAAGAUGUCUUGGUUACUACACAGGUUAAUGGAAACUCAGAACUUAAGCAGUUUGCUACGAACUUCUUGUCAUUAUAUUGCAGUGAACUGCCAUCUAGUUUAAGUUUACCUUCAGCACAGCGUGAGGGUGCUAGUAAAAGGAGUGGUAGCCCUCCCAUUCUUGAUGUGGAUAAUAAGAAUGCAAAGAGAAUCCGCUGCAUCUCGAGUGAAAAUAAUUCUAACAUCAACAGAAGAUCUAAUUUUGAGUGCACAGCUUUAAAUUCUAUUGAGAUAACUGAGGGGAAUACAUCAGGUGAAGCUCGGAUGAGCUUGAGAAAAUGUAACAAUGUACCUGUCAUUGAGUCAACUGAAUCUGAGACACCUGGUUCAACAUCUAUGAAGCUUCGUGUUGGUGUUACUCCCAAGUCAACUCGUGGUAGCUCCAUUUUUUCACCCGGAGAAGCAUUUUGGAAUGAAGCAAUCCAAGUUGCUGAUGGUUUGUUUGCGGGAAGUGAUAAAUUUUCUUUUCAAGCAGCACUAGAGUCCGACGCUUUGAAAAAUCAUAAUGAGGUAAUCAAUUCCAAUAGUCUUGGAAAUGGAGAGUGUGGCAAUAAGUCCCACCAAAUAUUUAAUGAAUGUAUAGAGACAGUUUCUGAUGCCGGUGUUGUUUCUGCUGUUGGUUCAUUGAGGAAGUUGGGAAAAGAUCUGGAUGGAGAGAAAUCCCCAAUGCCUGUUAAGCAUUUUGAUUUUGCCUCUGACGAGAAAAAUCUCGAUUCUGUACAAUCUCACAGAAGUAACAUGGAUAUCCAGACUAUUAGUGGCAAAAGAACUGGGUCCCAAGAUCAUGUAAGUUUGAGGGGAUAUCCUGUUCUCAGCCCUCGCAAGGCAGCUCAAGCAAAAGGGAAUAUCCUUGAAGUUCAAAACAAGACUCCGAAAUGUCCUGUUUCCAAGAGUAAGGAUGUGCUUAUCCAGGAUACUGAUAUAAUGGCAUCAACAACACCUCCAGAGAAGCUUAAUAUUUUUACAGCUAAUUCCUUAUCAAGUAAAGACACUCCUUCAAGUAUUGCACCACUAAAGAAUCAUUCAGAUCUCAACCAUUGGCUACCUUCUGAAAUAUGCAACAUUUACAGGAAAAAGGGUAUUUCAAAAUUGUACUCAUGGCAGGUUGAUUGUCUUCUAGUGGAUGGAGUCUUGCACAACCGGAAUCUUGUAUAUUGUGCUUCUACCAGUGCUGGUAAAAGUUUUGUUGCUGAGAUAUUAAUGUUACGGAGAAUCUUAUCAUCCGGAAAAAUUGGUCUUCUUGUACUUCCAUAUGUGUCCAUUUGUGCAGAGAAGGCAGAACAUCUUGAGGUCCUUCUGGAACCAGUUGGGAAGCACGUUCGCAGUUAUUAUGGUAAUCAGGGAGGUGGUAGUCUCCCAAAGGAUACCGCUAUAGCUGUCUGCACUAUAGAGAAGGCAAAUUCCUUAGUUAACCGACUGCUAGAAGAGGGCCGUUUGUCAGAGCUUGGUAUCAUAGUGAUUGAUGAACUCCACAUGGUUGGAGACCAGAAUAGGGGUUAUCUAUUGGAGUUGCUGUUGACCAAGCUUCGCUAUGCGUCUGGUGAAGGAAAUACAGAGUCAUUCAGUGGAGAAACUUCAGGCACAAGCAGUGGAAAAGUUGACCCUGCUGGCAGUCUCCAAGUUGUUGGCAUGAGUGCAACUCUGCCCAAUGUGACAGCAGUCGCCGAUUGGCUUCAAGCAGCUUUGUAUCAGACCGACUUUCGACCUGUUCCAUUGGAAGAAUAUGUAAAAGUAGGUAACACAAUUUAUAACCAAAAAAUGGAAAUUGUCAGAACAAUCUCGAAAACAGCUGAUCUUGCUGGUAAAGAUCCAGAUCACAUCGUAGAGCUCUGCAAUGAGGUUGUCCAAGAAGGUCACUCAGUGCUAAUUUUCUGCUCAAGUCGCAAAGGAUGUGAAUCUACUGCUAGGCAUGUGGCGAAACAUCUUAAAAGAUUUUCCUUGAAUCAACUGAGCAGCCAAAAUGAGUCAAUUGAUAUUACUUCUGCCAUUGAUGCCUUGCGAAGAUCUCCAGCUGGGUUGGAUCCUAUUCUGGAAGAGACUCUUCCCGCCGGUGUUGCCUAUCACCAUGCUGGACUCACGGUUGAGGAAAGAGAAACAGUUGAAACCUGUUACCGCAAAGGACUUGUACGUGUCUUAACAGCUACAUCAACCUUAGCUGCAGGGGUUAACCUUCCUGCUCGGAGAGUUAUUUUUCGACAACCACGUAUUGGUCGUGACUUUAUUGAUGGUACAAGGUACCGACAGAUGGCUGGUCGUGCUGGUCGGACGGGUAUAGAUACAAAAGGAGAGAGUGUGUUGAUCUGCAAACCAGAAGAGGUCAAACGAAUAAUGACACUUGUUAACGAGAGCUGUCCACCGUUGCACUCUUGCUUAUCCGAAGAUAAGAAUGGGAUGAUCCACGCAAUAUUGGAAGUUGUUGCUGGUGGUAUUGUUCAAACAGCUAGUGACAUUAACCGGUACGUUAGGUGUACCCUUCUCAAUUCAACAAAACCAUUUGAUGACGUGGUUAAAUCAGCACAAGAUUCUCUUCGCUGGUUAUGCCAUAAAAAAUUUCUUGGAUGGAGUGAAGAUACCAAAUUAUACACAGUCACACCUCUUGGUCGUGCAGCUUUUGGCAGUUCUCUCUCUCCUGAAGAAUCACUGGUUGUCUUGGAUGAUUUGAUUAGAGCGAGGGAAGGGUUUGUGCUUGCAUCUGACCUGCAUGUCGUUUACUUAGUGACACCAAUUAAUGUUGAUCUUGAGCCUGAUUGGGAACUGUAUUACCAGAGGUUCAUGGAGUUGUCUAUCCUGGAUCAGUCAGUUGGCAAUCGUGUUGGAGUUCAAGAACCCUUUUUGAUGCGAAUGGCUCAUGGUGCACCAGUUCGUGCAUCUUAUAGGUCAAAGGCUGGUACUAAAGGGUUGCAGGGAAAGUUGGAUAACAGAUCUCUGAAUGACCAUAUGCUCCCAGACGAGCACAUGCUUCGCAUCUGUCGGAGAUUCUAUGUGGCUCUUAUACUAUCAAGGCUCGUGCAGGAAGUGCCGGUUAUCGAGGUUUGUGGUGCAUUUAAGGUCUCAAGGGGCAUGGUUCAGGCCUUACAAGAAAAUGCUGGAAGGUUUGCUUCCAUGGUUUCUGUUUUUUGUGAGAGGCUUGGUUGGCAUGACCUUGAAGGCUUAGUAUCAAAGUUCCAAAAUCGUGUCUCAUUUGGUGUGAGGGCAGAGAUUGUAGAGCUCACCACCAUUCCAUUUGUUAAGGGUUCCCGAGCUCGAGCACUAUAUAAAGUGGGUUUUCGAACACCUGAAGCAAUUGCUGAAGCAUCAGUUCCUGAGAUUGUCAAAGUACUCUUUGAGUCUUCAUCAUGGGCUGACCAAGGUUCUGCACAACGGAGGAUCCAAUUAGGAGUUGCGAAAAAGAUAAAAAAUGGUGCACGCAAGAUUGUUCUCGAUAAAGCUGAGGAAGCAAGGCUUGCUGCAUUCUCAGCUUUUAGGUUGCUUGGACUAGAUGUUCCAACGCUUGCGCAGCCUGUCAUAUCUACUGCUGCUGGACAUGGUGCUCACAAAGAAGCUAGUACCUCAUCUGCAGAAGGGUCAACUAGUAGCUUUAUUAGCCUGGAGAAUGCGAAUCAAAUCUUUUCCAAAUCCCUAGAAAGAAGUAAGGAGGUCGAUAUCACUAUUCCUGAUGGAGCAGAAAAUGCAAAAAGGAAAAAAGUUGCUGACAAAGAGGCAUUUGAUAUGGAAGGAUCUAAUGGUCUUAAUGCUGAAGUUAAUGAAUCUACUCAUCAAAUUGAAAAUGUAAAGACUUCCCCUAAUCCAACUUUAAAAAUUAAGAGCAUCGAAGGAGGUGGUACAUGUACUGAUCAUAAUCGUGCUGGGAAACAACACUCUGAAGGAGCUGAGAUAUGUAAUGUAAGAGUCAAAGAAACAUCAGAGAAGGGCCCUAUGAAUGCGACUGCUGUUGCUGGUGGAUUUGAUUCUUUCCUGGGUCUCUGGGAAGCUGCUGGGGAGUUUUACUUUGAUGUCCAUUUCAGCAAAAAGUCUGCACUGAACAGCAUUUCCCCAUUUGAAAUAUAUGGCAUAGCCAUUUGUUGGGAAGAUUCUCCUGUCUAUUAUGUAAAUCUUCCGAGGGACUUAUUUUGGUCCAACAGCAGAAGGAAUAUCCAAUCGUUGUCCAUUACCAGUGAUGAUACUGGGAAUGUUCUACCACCAAAUCUUCAGUGGGAGAUAGCAACACGUCGAUGGAAUAGAAUUAUUACCAUAAUGAGAAAAAAAGAUAUAAAAAAGUUUACAUGGAACUUAAAAGUUCAGAUUCAGGUACUCAAGCAUCCUACUGUUUCAAUUCAGAGAUUCGGUGGUUUGAGUGUUUUGGUCAAAUCUCUCGGAGUGCAUCUUAUUGACAACAAUUGCUAUCUGUUGUCUCCUGUUCCCGUUCAAGAUGCAAUUGACUUGUGUAUAGUAGCUUGGGUCCUCUGGCCUGAUGAGGAGAAAGGUUCUAACCCUAGUAUAGAAAAGGAAGUGAAGAAAAGAUUAUCCAUCGAGGCUGCUGCUGCCGCUAAUCGAAAUGGUAGAUGGAAGAAUCAGAUGCGACAAGUUGCUCAUAAUGGUUGUUGUCGUCGAGUAGCACAAACACGAGCCUUGCGUUCUGUUCUAUGGAAACUAGUCAUUUCUGAAGGACUUGUUGAGGCAUUUGGAGCAACUGAAAUGCCAUUGGUCAAUGUUCUUGCAGACAUGGAGCUCUGCGGAAUAGGUGUUGACAUGGAAGGAUGCCUACAGGCACGACAAAUUCUAGGAAGAAAGCUGAAGAUUCUGGAAAAGGAAGCUUACAAGUUGGCUGGCAUGACUUUUUCAUUGUACACAGCAGCAGAAAUUGCGAAUGUACUCUAUGGGCAUCUACAGCUUCCUAUUCCAGAAGGACGUAAACAAGGAAAACAGCACCCUAGUACCGAUAAGCAUUGCUUGGAUUUGCUAAGGAAUGAACAUCCAAUAGUACCGAUAAUUAAAGAGCACCGUACCCUAGCAAAACUCUUGAAUUGUACAUUGGGGUCAAUCUGUUCACUUGCCAGACUAUCUAUGAGGACACAGAGGUACACACUGCAUGGUCAUUGGCUCCAGACGUCAACAGCAACAGGGCGACUAUCAAUGGAGGAACCUAAUCUUCAGUGUGUUGAACAUAUGGUUGACUUCAAAAUGAAUAAUAAGGAUAAAGACGUUUCUCCGCUAGAUGUCAAUAAUUAUAAGAUCAACGCUCGUGAUUUUUUUGUAUCCACUCAGGAUAAUUGGUUACUGUUAACAGCAGAUUAUUCCCAGAUAGAACUGAGAUUAAUGGCCCAUUUCUCUAAAGAUUCCUCUUUGAUCGAACUGCUUAGGGAACCCCAAGGUGAUGUCUUCACCAUGAUUGCUGCAAAAUGGACAGGUAAAAUAGAGUCUAUUGUGAGUCAAGAGGAGCGAGAUCAAACUAAAAGGUUGGUUUACGGCAUUCUUUAUGGAAUGGGGGCUAAGAGCCUUGCAGAACAAAUCGAUUGUACUGCAGAUGAAGCUGCUGAAAGAAUCGAAAGCUUUAAAAGAUCUUUUCCAGGUGUUGCUUCCUGGCUACAGGAAGCAGUUACAUCUUGCCGUGAGAAAGGUUAUAUAGAAACCCUCAAGGGACGAAAGCGUUUCUUGUCAAAAAUAAAAUUUGGAAACAAUAAGGAAAAGUCUAAAGCUCAGAGGCAAGCUGUGAAUUCCAUCUGCCAGGGGUCAGCUGCAGACAUUAUCAAGAUUGCAAUGAUAAACAUCCACUCUGUGCUUGAUCAUUUUGAGAAAUCUCUGUCCCAUUCUGCGGUUGAUGAAAAGUUUCAUGAGCUUAAAGGACGUUGUCGGAUCAUUUUACAGGUUCAUGAUGAAUUAGUACUUGAGGCUGAUCCUUCUGUUGCAAAGGAAGCUGGAUUGUUGUUGCAGAUGAGCAUGGAAAAUGCUGUUUCUCUUCUUGUCCCGCUGCAUGUGAAACUGAAGAUUGGGAGCACAUGGGGAUCGUUGGAGCCUUUCCAGGCCAGAGAAUGAAUAGUUUCCUGGUGGGACUAUACUGGGUUUGUUGUUGGUGGUGAAGCAGUUUCCUCUCAAACAAGACCUAUCUAACAGACCAAGCAAUGAUGUUCACAGGGGAUGCACCUGUAUAACUUCAUGUGAAUUAGCUGGUCAUCAAGGUUAUAAUGUGCUCUUUGUUGGCGUGUCUCAUAAUCUCACAAUUUCUGUACAAGCAAAGGAUCUAAUUGAUGGAUCAGGUUACUUGAAGGAAGUGGGAAGGACAGAAGGGACUUUUCACUAUAUUGAACAAAUCUGCACUUGUUGGUGCUCUGAUAAUUUUGUACAACUGUGACAUUGAAGUAAGUAAUAUUGUGAUGAGGGUGCACAGAACCAAGGCCGCUUUCAAUAUUUUUGAGAGCAUGAGAUGUCAAGACUCUGCUGAUGAGAUUUUCCUGAUUGUCUCCUUAGCAUGCUGCUUCAUGGUGUUGGAAGCCGACAGGCAUCUUAGAAGUCGAAUGUGCUUGAUUAAUGAUGAUAAGGGUUUUUCCUCAUUCUCGUUGAUCUCAGAGAAAGCGGAUGCUUAAAAUUGAAGUGUCAAUUAAUGGCAGGGCAAUACCUAUCAAGAGAACCACGGAGUUGGUCCAAAUGGUGGAAAUUUCUUGGUUAAUGCUUGAUGCUUAAAUUUCAAAUCCUACUGGAGCCAUAUUCGUUAUUCAAGCUUGUGUUGGCCAUGGGAUACCAACCUUGUGGGGUGAUUCAUUCUCUUUAGUCGUGCCAUGAAGGAUUUCCAUGGGUUUAUUUGUCACCAAAAACCGAAAAGACAAGGGAAAAAGAAAUUUACAGGGAAGCAUUAAGCAUAGGAUAAUUACAUUUUCAUUGGCUAAGCUCUCACAAUUUAGUCGAUGAAGAUCUCCAGGAACAUUUCGGGAUUCUAUGAAUUGCGAGGAUAUUGAAUAUGUCUUCUAGUGCAUUUUCUGCUGUAUGUUCAGCUAAUGCAUGUGGAAUUGGUUAAUAAUGUUCGAGAAUGUUAAUUGCUAUUUUUUUGUCUCUCUGACGGAGGAACAAUCUGGGGGACCUGCAAGAUCCACAUCCUGUCACAUCAUUAGCAGAGAGGAGAGAUAAAUCAAUCUCAAAGGGUUGGGGUCUGAAGGUAUGCCGCAGUGUUAGAAGCUUUCCUGGCAGUCAAAUUUGAAAAUAUAGAGCUCACCCAAAAAGGCUGUUAUCAUUUCUUGGAAGACCUCAUUGGAAGUUACUGUUACUGUGACACACGAGAAUUAGAGAAACGGCUGUCAUUUGGUUAAUGAUCCUGCAGAGGAGACUUCAAAAUUUUAAUUAUGACUUGCAUUUCUCUAGGUUGGUGUUUGUAUCAGAAAGGUGCAUGGGUAAGAGUUCUGGCACUUUGAAUCGGCUUGGAGUUCGAGGGAGACAAUCAGUGGAGUUUUGAUGGUAAGGCGAAUCCAAAUUAAUUUUAAGUCUAUUUUUUCUUUAAUCCAGAUUGAACCUAGCAGAGAUUGAACUAAAAGAAAAUAAAGAGUUGCAAGACAUUUUUGAAACCAUUGAACUAAUACAAAAUAGAAAACAAUGUUGACUUCAGAUCCAGUGGAUGCUAAUUUAUAGCAGUGAUAUUUCAUGCAGUGUUCGAUUGCUUGUAUUGUAACCCUGAUCUGAGACAACUGAUCACUUAUUCUUUUCUUGUUUCAAACCACACCAAUUCACUCUAAA
This is a messenger RNA of Solanum dulcamara, 8242 nucleotides long. RefSeq names its product helicase and polymerase-containing protein TEBICHI. The record is from RefSeq and is a predicted model, not a curated record. Lineage: Eukaryota; Viridiplantae; Streptophyta; Magnoliopsida; Solanales; Solanaceae. Gene Ontology annotation, molecular function: DNA-directed DNA polymerase activity; DNA binding; ATP binding. The transcript is spliced from 27 exons. Bases 128 to 6556 code for a protein of 2142 amino acids. Gene Ontology annotation, biological process: DNA-templated DNA replication; double-strand break repair.